Molecule: messenger RNA, 297 nt
Organism: Carlito syrichta (Philippine tarsier)
Lineage: Eukaryota; Metazoa; Chordata; Mammalia; Primates; Tarsiidae
Gene: FREY1
Product: chromosome unknown C11orf94 homolog
Exons: 3
Coding region: 1-297 (98 amino acids)
Source: RefSeq, a predicted model, not a curated record
AUGGUUCUCGCCAUGCUGGGGGCUCUGCACCCCAGGGCUGGGUUCAGCCUCUUGCUUCUCCACCUGAUCCUGGCAGUGGCACUCCUCCGCUCCCAGCCUCUGAGGUCUCAGUGGUCUGUUCCUGAGGACUACUCUGCUCCCCUGGAACUCUCGCAGCCAUUUGGCCUGGUGGAUGACUAUGGGGUCCUCCCCAAGCACCCGUGGCUACGACGGCCGAGGCCCCUCCUCUCCCAGGCCCAGCAGCGCAAGCAGGACGGGCCAGACUUGGCUGAGUAUGACUAUGACGCAGACAUGUGA